UCCAACAUGGACCGAGAAAUGAUAUUGGCUGAUUUCCAGGCAUGUACUGGUAUUGAAAAUAUUGAUGAAGCUAUAACAUUGCUUGAACAAAAUAACUGGGAUUUAGUGGCAGCUAUAAAUGGUGUAAUACCACAAGAAAACGGCAUUCUACAAAGUGAGUACAGUGGAGAGACUUUACAUGGACCAGCGUAUGGCCCCACAAGUCAUACUACAGCAGCUUCUUCAACUCCUUCCUCAUCCUCAGCAUUUCGCCAUGUAGUGCCAUCUAGACAAAUAGUGGAAAGACAACCUCGUAUGCUUGACUUCAGGGUUGAGUAUAGAGACAGAAAUGUGGAUGUAGUACUUGAAGACAGCUCCACAGUUGGAGAUAUCAAACAUAUUCUAGAAAACGAACUUCAGAUUCCUGCAUCUAAAAUGCUGUUAAAAGGGUGGAAGACUGGAGAUGUAGAUGAUAGUACUGUUUUAAAAACUCUACACUUGCCAAAAAAUAAUAGUCUUUAUGUUCUAACACCUGACCUGCCUCCUCCUUCUUCAAGUCAUUCUGGGGCCCUGCAGGAGUCAUUAAAUCAAAACUUCAUGCUGAUUGUCACCCAUCGAGAAGUCCAGCGGGAGUAUAACCUCAACUUCUCAGGAAGCAGUACCAUUCAGGAGGUAAAGCGGAAUGUGUAUGACCUGACUAGUAUCCCUGUCCGUCACCAGUUAUGGGAAGGCUGGCCUCCUUCUGCCACAGAUGACUCGAUGACUCUAGCUGUAUCGGGACUGACUUUUCCUUGCCAUCGACUUACAGUUGGAAGAAGAUCUUCACCCAUACAAACGAGGGAACAGUCAGAGGAGCAAUGCACUGAUGUUCAUAUGGUUAGUGACAGUGAUGGAGAUGACUUUGAAGAUGCUACAGAGUUUGGAGUUGAUGAUGGAGAAAUGUUUGGAGUAGCAUCGUCUGCCUUGAGGAAAUCGCCAAUGAUGCCAGAAAAUGCUGAAAAUGAAGGAGAUGCCUUAUUACAAUUUACAGCUGAAUUUUCUUCAAGAUACGGUGACUGCCAUCCUGUUUAUUUUAUUGGAUCAUUAGAGGCUGCUUUUCAAGAAGCCUUCUAUGGGAAAGCUAGAGAUAGAAAGCUUCUUGCUAUCUACCUCCACCAUGAUGAAAGUGUACUAACCAACGUCUUCUGCUCACAAAUGCUUUGUGCUGAAUCUAUUGUCUCCUAUCUGAGUCAGAACUUCAUAACCUGGGCAUGGGACAUGACAAAAGAAGCCAAUAGAGCAAGGUUUCUGACGAUGUGCACUAGACACUUCGGGAGUGUUGUUGCCCAAACAAUUCGAACUCAGAAGACAGACCAGUUUCCACUUUUCCUUAUUAUUAUGGGAAAACGAUCAUCUAAUGAAGUAUUGAAUGUAAUACAAGGUAACACAACAGUGGAUGAGCUAAUGAUGAGGCUGAUGGCUGCAAUGGAGAUCUUCAGUGCCCAGCAGCAGGAAGACAUAAAGGAUGAGGAUGAACGUGAAGCCAGAGAAAAUGUGAAAAGAGAGCAGGAUGAGGCAUACCGCAUAUCACUGGAGGCUGACAGAGCAAAGAGGGAAGCGCAAGAGAGAGAAAUGGCAGAACAGUUUCGCUUGGAACAGAUUCGGAAAGAACAGGAGGAAGAACGUGAGGCUAUCAGGCUCUCUCUUGAGCAAUCUUUGCCUCCUGAACCGAAAGAGGAGAGCACGGAGUCCGUCAGUAAACUGCGUAUUCGGACACCCAGCGGAGAAUUCUUUGAGCGACGUUUCCUGGCCAGCAGCAAGCUGCAGGUUGUCUUUGAUUUUGUAGCUUCCAAGGGAUAUCCUUGGGAGGAGUACAAGCUGUUGGGCACCUUUCCGAGGAGAGAUGUGACCCAGCUGGAUCCAAAUAAAUCAUUACUGGAGGUAAAACUGUAUCCUCAAGAAACCCUUUUCCUAGAGGCAAAAGAAUAG
This is a messenger RNA of Nipponia nippon (crested ibis), 1947 nucleotides long. RefSeq names its product Fas associated factor 1 (gene FAF1). The record is from RefSeq and is a predicted model, not a curated record. Gene Ontology annotation, cellular component: endoplasmic reticulum; nucleus. Gene Ontology annotation, biological process: ERAD pathway. Lineage: Eukaryota; Metazoa; Chordata; Aves; Pelecaniformes; Threskiornithidae. Gene Ontology annotation, molecular function: ubiquitin binding; NF-kappaB binding.